Molecule: messenger RNA, 1875 nt
Organism: Orycteropus afer afer
Lineage: Eukaryota; Metazoa; Chordata; Mammalia; Tubulidentata; Orycteropodidae
Gene: IL23R
Product: interleukin 23 receptor
Exons: 10
Coding region: 1-1875 (624 amino acids)
Biological process (GO): cytokine-mediated signaling pathway
Cellular component (GO): external side of plasma membrane
Molecular function (GO): cytokine receptor activity; protein binding
Source: RefSeq, a predicted model, not a curated record
AUGAAUCAGGUCACAAUUCAAUGGGAUGUGGUAAUGGCUCUUUACAUACUUUUCAGUUGGUGUCAUGGAGGAAUUACCAAUAUAAAGUGCUCUGGCCACCUCUGGGUAGAACCAGCCCCAAUUUUUAAGAUGGGUGUGAAUAUUUCUAUAUAUUGCCAAGCUGCAAUUAAGAACUGUCAACCAAGAAAAUUUUAUUUUUAUAAAAAUGACAUCAAAGAAAGAUUUAAAAUGACAAGGAUAAAUAGAACAACGGCUUGGCUUUGGUAUAACAACUUUUGGGAACCACAGACCUUUGUGUACUGCACGGCUGACUGUCCUGGGUAUGUUCAAGAGACACUGAUAUGUGGAAAAGACAUUCCUUCUGGAUAUCCACCAGAUGUUCCAACCAAUGUAACCUGUGUCAUUUAUGAAUACACAGGCAACAUGACUUGUACCUGGAAUAUGGGGAAGCUCACCCACCUAGACACAAAAUACACAGUGCAUGUGAAAAGUUUAGACACAGAAGGAGAGCACCAAUAUGUCACUGCAGGCUAUAUUAACAUCUCCAUUGACUCAUUACAAGGUGGCAAGAACUAUGUGGUUUGGGUUCAAGCUGCAAAUGUGCUAGGCACGGAGGAGUCAGAACGGCUGCAAAUUCACCUGAAUGACAUAGUGAUACCUUCUGCUGCCACCAUUUCAAGGGCUGAAAAUGUAAAUACUACAGUGCCCAAGACCAUAAUCCACUGGAAUAGUCAAACAGCCAUUGAAAAGGGUUCUUGUGAAAUGAAAUACAAGGUUACAACAAACAACACUUGGAAUGUUAAAAGAUUUGACACCAAUUUUACAUAUGCACAACAAUCGGAUUUCUACCUGGAGCCAAACGCUAAGUACAUGUUUCAAGUGAGAUGUCAAGCAGCAGGUAACAGGUAUUGGCAGCCAUGGAGUUCACCCUUUUUCCAUACCACGCUCAAAACAGUUCCCCAGGUCACACCAAAAUCAUUCCAACAUGAGACGCAGAAAUCUGGGCUUUUAAUCGCUUCCAGCUUUAAAGGACACUUUACCAUUGACAAUAAACAACAAGACAUUGGACUUUUAUUAGGAAUGGUCUUCUUUGCCAUUAUGUUGUCCAUUCUUUCUUUGAUCGGUAUAUUUAACAGAUCACUCCGAACUGGAAUUAAAAGAAGAAUCUUAUUGAUAAUACCAACAUGGCUCCGUGAAGAUAUUCCCAAUGUAGAAAAAAGCAAUGCUGUGAAAAUCCUGCAGGAAAAAAGUGAAUUUAUGAAUAAUAAUUGCAGUGAACAGGUCCUAUAUACUGAUCCCAUGAUUACAGAGAUAAGAGAAAUUUUUCUCCCAGAAGAACACAAGCCCACAGACUACAAGAAAGGAAAUAAUACUGGAACCCAGGAGACGAGAGACUGCCUGCAAGAGUCACUACUCACCAAUGCUCCAGUUGUGUAUAUCCCUGAUCUCAACACUGGGUAUAAACCCCAGAUUUCAAACUUUCUUUCUGGGGGGAACCCUCUCACUAAGAAUAAUGAAACAGAUUCUUCAACUCUUAAACCACCAGUUGAUUCCUUGGAUUUGGGAGAAAAUUCCACAUUAAGAAAGUAUCCCAAUUUUGUUUUUUCUGUCUCAAGUAGGAAUUCUCUAGGCAAUGUACUAUUUCUCGAAGAAUUAAGCCUCAUUUUAAAUCAAGGAGAAUGCAGUCCUCAUGACAUGCAAAAUUCAAUAGAGAGGGAAAGCGUCACUGAAACUAUUCCAGAACAGACCCUGCUGCCUGAUGAGUUUGUCUCCUGUUUAGGGAUCAUGAAUGAUGAGUUGCCAUCUAUUAAUCCUUAUUUCCCACAAAAUAUUCUGGAAGAACAUUUCAACAAGAUUUCACUCUUGGAAAAAUAG